AUGGCCGACUACAACUCCAUGAAGGUUCCCGAGCUGAAGAAGCUGCUCGGUGAACGGAGCCUUCCUUACACCGGCAACAAGGCCGACCUUAUCGCCCGCCUCACAGAGAACGACAAACAGAAGGCUGCUGAAAGCACGGCGCCACAAGCUGACUCCGCGCAGCCUGCUGCCGAAGACGAAAUUGACUACGAGGACGACGACCUCCCAUCAACCAAGAAGGAUGCCGUAGCAGAGAAGCCCGCUGCUGCGCCUGCCGCCACGGAGACAAAGCCCGCCACCUCAACGGCAGCUCCCACCACGACGAACGAGGCUGCCACCACCACCACCGAAGAGGCCAAGACAACCGAAGCCGCGGCGCCCGCCGAGGGCAGCACAGCCGAGGAGGCGGCAGCGGCGGCGGCCAAGCCGGCCUUCACGCAGAACCUGCCGCCGACGAACGCGCAGUCCGAGGCCGAGAAGCGCGCCGCGCGCGCCGCCCGCUUCGGCAUCACUCCCGCCGCUGCUGCUGCUGGCGAGGGCGAGAGCAAAAUCGAGGAGUCCGAGGAGGCCAAGCUGGCGGCGCGCGUCGCCCGCUUCGGCGUGGCUAAUGACCGCGUCUCGGCGCUCGACAGCGCGCUGCCCGACCGCCCUCGCAAGCGCGGCCGUGGUGCCGCUGGCGCUGAGGGGGCUGAGGGUGCUACUGCUGCUUCUUCUGCUGAGAAGGACGAAGGUGGGCGCGGCAGCAAGCGCGCGAACCGUGGUGGUGCGGGUGCUGGUGGGAGGAAUCAGCAGCAACAGCAGCAGCAGCAGAGGCGUGGCGGGAGGGGCCACCGUGGGAGGCAAGGUGGUGGUGGUGGUGGUGGUGGUGGAAAGGGUGGAAACGCGCAGAAGGGUGGGGAUAAGGGCGCGGCGCGGACCAUAGACCCGGCUAAUUAUUAA
Messenger RNA from Chaetomium globosum CBS 148.51, 918 nucleotides. RefSeq lists its product as uncharacterized. Lineage: Eukaryota; Fungi; Ascomycota; Sordariomycetes; Sordariales; Chaetomiaceae. Gene Ontology annotation, cellular component: nucleus. The transcript is spliced from 2 exons. Gene Ontology annotation, biological process: poly(A)+ mRNA export from nucleus. The coding region runs from base 1 to 918 and encodes 305 amino acids. The record is from RefSeq and is a predicted model, not a curated record.